Micropterus dolomieu (smallmouth bass) is the source of this 2505-nucleotide messenger RNA. Its product is annotated as interleukin-17 receptor D. NCBI's taxonomy places the organism in Eukaryota, Metazoa, Chordata, Actinopteri, Centrarchiformes, Centrarchidae. The coding region runs from base 386 to 2263 and encodes 625 amino acids. The record is from RefSeq and is a predicted model, not a curated record. Gene Ontology annotation, molecular function: protein binding; interleukin-17 receptor activity. The transcript has 12 exons.
GAAAAGAAGUUCAUCGUUCCUGUGUGUUUACAUUGAAUGUGAACAUGCUUUCUUUGGCUCUGGCUACUACUAACCUUAACCCUGAGAGCCAAACGUGCUUUGUGCCCUUUGUUCCUACAGCACUGAAUGAACUGGUUUGGCAGCAUAACUGUUGAAACAUGUACAGUGAGCUAGCUAGAUGUAACUCCACCUGUAGCCUAAAGACACCACUCCCUUCGUCUUUUUUAUCGCCUCCCAGGUUACUGUCACUCACUCUCACGCACCAUCAAGGUGAUUUUGACAUUAGAUUUCUCUUUUCAUACUGAGUGGUAGCUUCUUACAGCCACUGUGUGUUUGAGUCUGAGGUCUGGUGCUCACAGUUGGACAAUGUCAUGCUGGCUGGAUCAUGUGGAAGGCAGCUCUUGUUUUGUACCAGCUCUUAGCAAUGGGUCAGCAGCUCUGGGCUCAAGAUGAUGUCACAGCUGGUCCCAUCAUUCCUCAGGACUGCAGUCUGGACUGUAUACGAAAGGGAGGCCCUGGGUGUGAAUACUGCAGAAUCACCAGAGCGGAUGUCAACAGGCAUCUGGGUUUAAACUCAAUGGGAGUGUUUGGAAGUUGUAUUCCAUGGCCAUGUUUUGAAUUGCUAGGAGAAGAAGACCCUAAAAUCUGUCAGCACUAUGUCCAAGCACCAAAUGAUGUCAAUAUUGAGUUUGUACAUGAGCCAAACCCCAAAUCCGACACCAUUGUUGUCUCCUGGAAGCCUAGCUAUUAUGGGAUCACCUUUCUGCGAGGCUUUCAGGUGUCCCUGCAGGCUUUGGGAGGGUCUGAUGUUGCCUGUCAGCUCUUUCUCUUCCACCGAAACCUCUCCCUUUCGGCUUCGCAUGCUCAAAGGGUGUACAAGUCAGACCCUUUCCCUGGCCUCUCCCUUGGGUCCCAGUAUGCGGUCACCGUAAUGGCUCUACCAGUACCUGAAGAGUGGGAGAGGUUCUACCACAGCAAGAUCUUCUCCACACGCUCAUGCGCAGAGAAGAAUGGUCUUGAGGAGUGUAAAAAAGACUGGUAUCCCAAACAUAUUGAGGUCCAGCAGGAAGGGACUGCCAUCACUGUGACCUUUAACCUGGCUCCCCCUAACCUGGGCAUCAGAAGCUACUUCUCAAUGUGUUAUGCAAACGGCGAAAAUAAAUACACAGACAUAACACCUAAUUCCAACAAAAACAAAACUCACCACAGCUAUCAGUUAAAUGACCUUCAAGAAGGAACCAAUUACACUUGUGAGAUUGCCGCUAACGAAGUGGAUGCAGUGAGGAAAACAUUCAAUGUUAAGGUCAUGCACAUUCAGAAAGAAGGUGGCUCCUCACGCUCUGUCACUCCCUCCUUGACUCUGAUGGUUCCACUGUGCCUGGCCAUGGUAGUCAUAUUUGCAGUCUUACUGGCUGCCCUCACCAGGAGGAGGCCCAAGCUGCAGAUGGAGAAGCCUGACGUUAAAUCAGAUAUUAUCGAGCAGCAUCAAGAUAGCAGGAUUCAGGAGGAAUUGAUGGCAUUUCCCAGAAACAGGCUGACCCCUCCUCGUCUUCUGAUUUGCUACAGCAGCUAUGAUGGCCCCAGUCAUGUCAAAGCUGUCAUGCAGUUAGGGGCCUUCAUUCAAGAGCACAUGGCCACUCGGGUGUGCUUGGACCUGUGGGACUCUCUGAGGGUGGCUGAGGAGGGCAGUAUGGCCUGGCACUGCCGUCAGAUCCGGGAGAGCGACUUCAUUUUGGUGAUCUGUUCUUCAGGCUUCAACCACAGACCUAAGUCUCCAGAGCCAGAGAGUGAUAAUAAAGAUGAGGAGGCAGAUAGAGGGUUGGACAUUAGGUACAAUGCCUUCAGCUCUGAUGUAGCUGUCCAACUUGUGGGAGAGGAGGUGGGACGAGCCAAAGCGAGGGGGCAGGACCUGUCCAAAUACAUGGCGGCCAUUUUUGAAUACUCUGAGGAAAGUGACAUUCCCACUGAGCUGAGGCUGGUCUCUCACUACAUGCUGACAAGUGAUUUACCGCUGCUCUUCUCCCACCUCCAUGGAAUAGCUCUGCACAGGCCAGGCGGUUACCUGAAGGUCAACCACAUCUCAGAGGAAGCCUUCACUAAGUUACCAGCCGGAGCAGAUUUGCAGUGGGCUAUCUAUGAGGCUGGGAUAGCAAAGAGGGCAAAAAGGCAUCACUCUGUGGAAGGAGAGGACUAUACACUAAAAAAGGAAUCCAUAUGCCUGCGUGGUGGCCCUCAACCCAAUAAAAGUGAAAGGAUGGCCUGAGGAUUGACAUUCAUGUUAGCCACAAACUUGAUAGUUCCAUUCUGGAUCUGGCCAGACAGGAGGAGCUGUGAGCUCACAGCUGCAUAGUGAUCGGUACAUCUACAGUCCAACCAACCACCUCUCCCUCAGUUCUAGCACACCGUUUUAUUGCCAACAUAGUUAGUUUAUCAUCUUUAUUGUUGGGGGAUUUAUUUAAUUUAAUUUAAUUGCUAUACCAUUUGAAUUGCCUGAUUUCAUUUGCC